AUGAAUUGUUUUAGGGCCCUUUUUUCGGGUGGUGCUUUUUCCAAGUCUAUUACUUCUUCGUUCUUAUCUUUAAUUCCGAAAUCUUCUAAUCCUUUGGGUUUGGACGACUAUAGACUCAUUUGCUUGGUCGGGAGUAUUUAUAAAGUUAUUUCUAAGGUUUUGGCCGGUAGGAUUAAAAGGGUGUUGCAUUCCAUAGUUUCUCCUUGUCAAAGUGCUUUCGUUUCGGGUCGUCAAUUGCUUGAUGGGGUUCUUGUGGCAAAUGAAUUGUUGGAUUUUUCUUUGAAGGAAGGAAAGAGUUGUCUUCUUUUUAAAGUGGAUUUUGAGAAGGCCUACGAUAAGGUUAGUUGGAAUUUUCUUAGAUUCAUGUUGAAAAGAAUGGGUUUUGGGGAGCUAUGGAUUAAGUGGAUGGAAAUUUUGAUUUUUUCUAGCAAAAUGUCGGUCCUCGUUAAUGGUAGUCCUUCUAAGGAAUUUAUGGUGGAAAGGGGUUUACGGCAAGGGGAUCCCUUAUCACCUUUUCUUUUUGUUUUGGUUGCGGAAGGGCUUAAAAUUUUGGUUGACAAAGCGGUGCAAAAUGGGGAUUUUGUUGGUUGUGAUGUCAAAGGGGGAUGA
Vicia villosa (hairy vetch) is the source of this 609-nucleotide messenger RNA. Its product is annotated as secreted RxLR effector protein 78-like. The coding region runs from base 1 to 609 and encodes 202 amino acids. Lineage: Eukaryota; Viridiplantae; Streptophyta; Magnoliopsida; Fabales; Fabaceae. The record is from RefSeq and is a predicted model, not a curated record. The transcript has a single exon.